Molecule: messenger RNA, 1887 nt
Organism: Malaclemys terrapin pileata
Lineage: Eukaryota; Metazoa; Chordata; Testudines; Emydidae
Product: bile acid receptor-like
Exons: 11
Coding region: 223-1764 (513 amino acids)
Biological process (GO): positive regulation of transcription by RNA polymerase II; negative regulation of inflammatory response; bile acid signaling pathway
Molecular function (GO): zinc ion binding; nuclear receptor activity; RNA polymerase II cis-regulatory region sequence-specific DNA binding
Source: RefSeq, a predicted model, not a curated record
UUUGUGUCUCAGAUAGGCUGAAGCGUUGGUCUGCAGAGUGUCUGGAGCCUAAGUGAAUGCAAAGAAACUGAUAAAUAGGGAAAAGGCCCAGUUUGCUCCAGCUGGAAAUCAGAAAGUUGAAGUAACUGCUGCAUCCUCACAGACCCACUCUAGGAAGAGAGGGCAUUCUCUCCAGAACUACUGUAUAUUUUCUUCUUAAAAGCCCAUCAUACACCGAAGUGAAUGAAACAGUGGGAGCUGGAGCAGAGUAUGGCAAAUACCUUUGUAACUGUAUCUGAUGGGUACUGUCUUGCUGAACCCAUUCAAUAUUAUGAUGUUUUGCCAGAGCACAUCAAUUAUCAGCUGCAAGACUCAGACUUUCAGGCUACUCCUUACUGCCAGUAUUCAACUGUUCAGUUUCCUCCAGUGUUACAGUCACAACCUUCCCAGUCACAAUACAACACAUACAGCCUGGAUUCUCAGUACAAUGAUGGGCAGUACAUAAUCAGUAAUUGUGAAUUAAACAAGCCCCCCUGCAUGGUUGCCCAUAAUGAUGAUGAUGUAUAUCAUGGACUAAAAAGGCCAAGACUAAGUCAUUCCUCCUUGCGAAUGAAGGGUCAGGAAGAGCUCUGUGUUGUAUGUGGGGACAAAGCCUCAGGAUACCACUACAAUGCGCUCACUUGUGAAGGCUGUAAAGGAUUCUUUCGACGUAGUAUUACCAAAAAUGCAAUAUAUAGAUGCAAGAAUGGUGGCCACUGUGAAAUGGACAUGUACAUGCGGAGGAAGUGUCAGGAGUGUCGCCUGAAGAAGUGUAAGGCUGUGGGAAUGUUGGCAGAGUGUUUGCUGACUGAAGUCCAGUGUAAAUCAAAACGACUCCGAAAGAAUUUCAAGCAGAAGGGCAGUUUCCUUUGUAGCAUCAAGGUGGAAGAUGAGGGAGUAAACAGCAAGCAUGUUUCAUCCACAACUAGGCCUGGAAAAAUCCAAGAGAGGAUGGAACUAACUCCAGUGGAACAUCAACUUAUUGAUCACAUUGUGGCAGCCCAUCAAAAAUAUACAAUUCCCCUAGAGGAAGCAAAGAAGUUUCUGCAGGAAACUGCAAACCCUGAAGAGAGUUUUCUGCGGCUCUCAGAGACAGCAGUUGUUCAUGUGCAAGUACUAGUGGAUUUCACAAAGAGACUCCCAGGAUUUGAAAGUUUAGCCAAUGAUGACCAGAUUGCAUUGUUAAAAGGUUCAACGGUGGAAGCAAUGUUUUUGCGUUCGGCCCAGAUAUAUAAUCAAAGAGUUAAUGAAUGCCAGUCAUCAGUGAGUGAAAGUCAUGUAAGAUUUUCUGAUCAUGCUGUGUAUUGUCAUGUUCAAGACAUUGAUAAAAGCACUAUUUAUUCCAUGGAAAUAUCUCACAGUGAAGAGAGUCCAACUUCCACAACUACCACAGGUAUCACUGAGGAGUUUAUCACUGCGCUAUUUUACUUCUACAGAAGCAUGGGAGAACUUAAUGUGACUGAGACGGAAUAUGCCCUACUUGUAGCAACUAUUAUAUUUUUUUCAGAUCGCCCACUCCUAAAAAACAAACAACACGUGGAAAAACUCCAAGAACCCCUUUUAGGUAUUUUGUACAAAUAUUCAAAAAUUUAUCAUCCAGAAGAUCCACAGCAUUUUGCACGCCUCAUAGGGAGGCUUACGGAACUCAGGACCCUCAAUCACAACCAUUCAGAAGUGCUAGUAACUUGGAGGACAAAAGACCCCAAACUGACCUCUUUACUCUGUGAAAUUUGGGAUUUGCAUUGAACAACUAACCUAUAUUACUGUUGUUAUACAAAUGGCUGAUUUUUCUUAAACUUGCAGAAAUGCAAACUAUUCAGAAACGUCUUACUUUUAUAAAAACAUACUAAAAUUUUCACUUUUAUUUUA